UCAUCCACACCGCUGUUGUUGCAGCCAUUUUACCGUGGAGCCUCGGCGCAACGGCUACCGGAGGAUGCCGAAACAGCACCGUUAAAAGGACUACAAACAUGGCUGACGCGGCACGAGGUACCGUGGUUGGCCGGCCAUUGGCAUUCGCCAAUGAGGAGCGGAGGGCAGUUCACUCCUGGUCCCGGAUUUCGUCAGCGGGGCACAAUGUCCUCCUGGAUGCUCUGAAGAUCCUCAGCCCAAUGUCCCAUGACCUCUCAAGCAGCGAGGACCUGGUCACCUUCCUGCACGACCUGAGCGAAGAGGGCCACAAGCCCACUGUGCUGCGUAGCAAAGACGUGUAUGGCUAUCGCUCGUGCACAAAUCAACCUCUGACUGAAGACAUGCUGAAGCCACCCAACAGGAACGUCAGACCCACCGCCAAAAGGAGGGGAAAGAGGCCCUUGGUCAAGAAAAGAGAGGUGCACCCUUCCUGGAACACCUCUGACAAGAGCAGCCCCAGAAUUCAAGGGGUCCGCCCCCCAGAGCUGCUGGUGGACCAUCGUGUCAUCAUCUGCAGCAGGACACCCAGUCGGACUGUAGAGAUGUCGCAGGCACUACAGGUGCGGCCGUGCCUCAGACUGACCAACAUUAAAGGCCUGUCUGGUUUCCACACGGCCAGACUCCAGAUCCACACUUCCUGGGACUCAUCCUCGGAGGCACCAUCUGUUGCCUUUUCACAGCAACAGCACCCUCCAACGCUUUCAGGAAUACCUUUGCAGCCUUCUCAGAACGGUGGUGGAGCACCCACCAAUGCUGUGGCCUUGUUCAGCCAGAAGAGCCUGUCCUGUCCCCUCCGAUUGGAUGCUGCCCUCAUCGGAGAUUCUGCUCCGGUCUUUUACGCUAAUGGCCGGCCAUUCCCAGAGACUCACACAGAGCUCACCAGCAAUGGCUGGAGGAGCAACGGCCUCCACCGGGAUGGACAGAGCCCCAAGGAACUGAACAAUCCGACCCGGCAGAGAAAUGGCUGGAAGGACAAGAACAGUUUUAGAUGGAAAGUGAUAAAGGUGGAUGACUCUCGCUCUGUGGCUGAGGCCCGCAGGAAAGCGCAGAAGAUUCUACAAGUCAAUCUGUCUCCGGUGAUUCAGAUCCAACCUCUCAACCAUGUUUUGAGAGACUUCAGACACCAGAAUAAGUGACAAUUUUCCCCAAACUACCAAACGUUGUUUGUUUAGCAGAUGUUAGUGUUUUACAUCCAUUAGCAUCUACCUGGCUGAGCCCCAGUGUUCAUAGCAAAUGUCUUACCAUGGGCUUUUGUCAUCUCUGCUGAUUGUUGGAGGUAAAGAAAUCAGUCUGUCUCUGGAAGUUCUGCUUCCUGACAGAGGCACUUGGGAUUGAAAGGCAUUUGAAGUUAGGUGAUGCUUUUCCCAGCAGGCUGGGAAAUGACUGUUGGCUGAAUUUUGGUACAUGUUCAUUGUCUACCUUAGUUCGCGAUACUCGAUACUUCUACCAACUAUCAUUCUGCUUUGAGUUGAAUGGCUGCUAGCCAAUGUUGCUGAUGAUUUUGGGAUGCAGCAUCCACUGUGACUGUUAGGUCAAAGGUGAAUUUUCUGCCCAACAAGGCCACUGGGUGAGACUCUUAGUUGUUCAAAGGGUAUAACUCAUUUGAAGUAUAGUGCUGAUUUGUUAAAAAGUAAUUCUUACUUGGGACACCUGGGUGAACCUGUGAAUGAGCAGGGGAAAGUUUUCAAAGUCUUCAAAUGAGCAGAAUGGUUGGUUUGUUCCAGCAAAACAAAUAAACUAAACAGAAGGAGAGAAAAAGAGAAACGUGUUUAGUUUGUCUUCCUUUUUUGUAUUUUUGUUGUGUUUCCACUGGAAAUCAGGAAGGCUCUGGGAGCGAGUACAGCAGGGAAUCAAACCCGCGGCCCAUACAGAGAUAGAUUGAGACCUGGGUGAUUUGUUUGAACUACAGUUCUUCACGAAGUGUUCCUUUGGUUUAGUUUAUCCACAUAUGGAGACAAAAGACUUCUAGAGUACUUUUGACUGUUGGGAACAUUUGAUGUCUUGCAGUGACAAAACACGAAUCAACUGAAGCAACUGCACAAAAGGGAGCAUAUGGAAGAGGACUUGAACCAUGUGGAAACAUUUUGACUUCUGACAUUAACCAUAAAAUCUUUAUUGUGGUAAAAUCCUUAGAUAUAAGGAUAAUAAGUUUAGAUUCUAAAGUUUCUCACAUUUUCUCCUUAUUGAAAAUUACAUUUGAAUCCUAUUUCUUUUUACAGAUGUAUUCUUAGAGUUACAUCUUAAUCACUCAGAAUUUUUCCAUACCAUGACACGGCCCUGGUCCACUUCCAUAAGUUAAAGACGUUUUACACCAGAUACAAAAAUACCAAGAUGUACAUUCGGACUUGGAAAUGACCAUUAGCUACUGGUCUAAUGCUGCUCAAGAAUUACUUUAGUCCAGUAAAUUUCUGUACUACACAGGCAAGCAACUGUUAGUUGGAGAACUGACAUUUGCUGGCAUUUUAAAAUGCUUGUUAAAAUUAAAUUUGAAACUGCAGCUUUAAAAAGUUUAAUCUCCCAUCAGAUCUGUGCUUUGCUCUGUUGAGUUGGUCACCUAACAAAUUUUACAUUCACCCUUUUUUUUUAUCAAACUGUCAUUAAAGUCAUUAAUAUUAUUUCCUGUGACGUAUAGAAAAUAUUUGAAAUGUCUGAAAUUUGAUUGGGCUUUCUUUUAAUCACACUGUUUUUGCCACAGGUGCUAACAUCGUUGGUGCUGAAUUACGCAAUUGGCACAAGAAUGUUCUUCUAGUUAAGAAUGGAGCAUUUAGGAGCAGUGACUUCCUCUAAUUUACUCUCUGAAGGACUGAUUGCACUGCUGCCCCCUGCAGGUUGGGAUGAGCAUGCCAAACCGCCUUGUGUGCUUUCCAAAGAGUUUCUGUGAGGAACCACCUGACACCAUUUCAUGUCAUCAUCUUUGAGAAACCCCUUUGUAUUCCACUGAAAAUUUUUGAAAUGUCUGGACAAAAUUACAUUCUUAAAGACAACUGCAUUGUUACUGAGCACUGCAAACGUUUAUUUUUGAACUUGGAAACAGUGCAUUAACAGAAAGUCUUAACUCAUAGUCUACUUACUUGCGUUUUUCAGAGCUUUUACUGAUCUCAAGACAAUUGUGGAUGAAAGCUCUGAAAAAGCCGAUGUGCAAUGAAGAAAAAAUAACAAGCAUCAGAAAUAUUGACUACUUAAUACUUAAAUCAGCAUAUCUUAGGGUCUAGGUAAAACAGAACUAAACCACCCCUGGCUCAGUAAAUAAGGACAUUUUGCACCAAAAAAUAAAUCUGAAUUUCCAACAUGUGUUUCUUGUUUAAAUGCUGUGGAAUCUGUUACAGGCCACUUGGAAGGAAUAAUUAAUCAGAUUUACAGUGGAAAUAUGCGCUUUCUGACUUGAGAUCCACACACUUUGAAUUAGCAGUCUGUUCCCCUGUUUAAACUGAGACCACAUCAGUGUUUGUUGGUCGGCCCUGCAGAUUUCCACGUCUCUGUUCUGGUGAAUUUUAUGUUUUGGAAGAGUCUCUCAGUUUCUUCAUGCCCCUCUCCGAUCUGUCUGUAUAGUCAAGUUCACUACCGACAACUCCCUUUUCUAGAUCUUCUUUCUGUUAGUCUCGUUUGUGCAAACACUUGUAUAAUAUUGUAUUUCCUACAUGACCUUUGAAAAGUUCUUUUGUUCAAUAAAAUCUGAUC
This is a messenger RNA of Chelmon rostratus (copperband butterflyfish), 3717 nucleotides long. It is a transcript of the gene ccdc71, whose product is annotated as coiled-coil domain containing 71. The transcript has 2 exons. The record is from RefSeq and is a predicted model, not a curated record. Bases 99 to 1175 code for a protein of 358 amino acids. NCBI's taxonomy places the organism in Eukaryota, Metazoa, Chordata, Actinopteri, Chaetodontiformes, Chaetodontidae.